Molecule: messenger RNA, 5144 nt
Organism: Podarcis muralis (Common wall lizard)
Lineage: Eukaryota; Metazoa; Chordata; Lepidosauria; Squamata; Lacertidae
Gene: RCAN1
Product: regulator of calcineurin 1
Biological process (GO): calcium-mediated signaling
Cellular component (GO): cytoplasm; nucleus
Molecular function (GO): nucleic acid binding; calcium-dependent protein serine/threonine phosphatase regulator activity
Source: RefSeq, a predicted model, not a curated record
CACUUUGAGAUUUACCGUAACGGGGGAGAAGGAAAGCGAGGCGGGGAAGAGGCAAUGUGGGCAUUGCCCGGACCCAAGAUGGCUGCCGCAGCGCCACGGCACUUCAAGACGGGUCACCUGUUGAAGUAAAAGCCCGGGUGUUUCAUUGGCUCCGCAGGGCCGGGCCCUGAGCCGUUGACCGUCGCCAAUCUAGCCCCCUGGGGCUGAGGGGGAAAGGGUGAACUGUAAGGGCCGGAGUGGCGGCGAGAGGCGGCUGGUCGGCGCCGCUCCCUCUGACUCGCCGCCGCCUCAGCUAGGCCAGGCCCGAGCCCGACGGGCUUCGUCCCCGCCCCCGGCUCCUCUCCUCAACUCGGCAUGGAGGACCGGGGGGGCGGCGGCCGCAGGGAGAGACCGCGAGCCGGAGAAGCGGAAGAAGGCGAGGAGCCGGCAGAAACCGCGGCGGGAGAGGAGGAGGAGGAGAAGGCGGCGGCGGGAGUGACCGUGACGAUUACGGAGCCAGAAGGCGGCGAGGAGGACGAGGACGACGACGAAGACGAGGCUGAGGAGCGGGACACGGAGUGGAGCUUCGUCGACAUGGAGACGGUGUCCCUGCGCGACCUGCCCACGGCGCUCAUCGCCUGCAACCUGCCCUUGCCCGUCUUCUUGCCCGAUGGCCCCUGCAAGGCAAGAUUUGAAGCACUCUUUAGAACAUAUGACAAAGAUGUCACGUUUCAGUAUUUUAAAAGUUUUAAAAGAGUACGGAUAAACUUCAGCGACCCUUUGUCAGCAGCCGACGUUAAAAUUCAGUUACACAAGAAAGAAUUUCUUGGAAAGGAAUUGAAAUUGUAUUUUGCUCAGACUUUGCAUAUUGGAAGUUCACGCUUAGCACCACCAGAUCCAGAAAAACAAUUUCUGAUUUCACCUCCAUCUUCUCCCCCUGUUGGUUGGACUCAGUCUGAUGAUGCUACACCUGCCAUUAACUAUGAUCUUUUAUAUGCGAUCUCCAAACUAGGACCAGGGGACCAGUAUGAACUUCAUGCUGCAACAGAAACUACUCCCAGUGUUGUUGUCCACGUGUGUGACACGAAUGAAGAACGUGAGGCAGACGCAGAGAGAAAAGACGCCAAGAAGGCAAAACCCAAACCAAAAAUUAUUCAAACCAGAAGGCCAGACUAUACUCCUUCUUACCAAAGUUGAACUACGUAGAGCUUUGAAAUGUUCCAAACUUGCAUGCUCAAGGGAGACAUUGAGGAAAUGACAUCAUAAAUCUGAUGACAUUAGAAGUGGAAGCAGCAAUUCUAACAUACAGAUGUUUUAAGAAAGGGAAUGUCUUCAUUUGUUUGUUUUAAUGCUGCACGUUGGCUGACAAGACCAAUCCCAAAAUGAACUUCUGAAUGGUUGUCCUGGAGAAUGAUUAAAUAGUGGCAUUGGGGCAAAAAGCAUGUACUGUUGUGCUUUAGGGCUAUUUUCAGAUACUCCAGACUUCUGUUACAAAGCAGCUGAGGAUGCCUUCCCUAUUUAUGUAUGUCCCUGAUAAAGUCCUCCAAUUCAUAAGUUAGCAUGGUUGCCAUUCUAAAAUACACUCACUGAUAAAUACACUCCAUUGGAAUCAGUAGGGCAUACAAGUAAGUAUGUUAGAGAUUGCAGCUUGUAUAUGACUUAUGGUGGUAAAGAGAUGAUUUUAAUGCAAAAGGGUGAUGUCCAACAUUAGUCAUAACCCGAGUUGACCCAUUGAAAUCAGUGGACUUGAUGUGUCUACUCUGAGUAUGACUAACAUUGAAUAUUAACCACAGUAAGAUAUAUUUAAUCAUUUUUUCUAUUAGAUUUUGUGCAUGCCUGUAAAACUUGAGAAGUUUAACUUCCUCUGCAUUUUCCAGUUUUACAUUAUCUCAAAUACUGAUUUCUCAGUUUUCCUUUUGAAUUAUGUUUGUAUUGGCAUUCAUUUUUCAGUGGGGACAGAUUUUUAGUGAAGUUAUGUGCAAUAUCCCCUUUUAAUGUUAACUGCCAAUGCAUGGUUUAUCUAGAAAACCUAUAAAACACUUGUGCACAUUUUAAGUGGGUUGACAAUUUUUAAUUAUUCUAAAUGACAUUAUUUAAUAUUGAUUUAAAAUACCUUGACUCCUUUACCGAUCAGAAGUACAAGAAACCCGCAGAUAAAGCUGACACUGUGUUGUUACAGUUCACAACUGAGAGAGAAUAUAAGCUUGCCCUAGCCACAAACUUGUAAAUUUAUAACUGUUGGUGUUUAAAUGUUGUUAAUGGUGCUUGAGCACAUCUAGUGUGAAAACAAAUGUGAAAUGUGGCAUUUGUGAAGGUUGGAGUGCCUUUUCCUCAUGAAUUCCUGGGAGGAUUGUUGCACUAGCUGUAAGAUUAUUUAAUUUUUUAAUUGGCAGUAGAUAGUUAUAUCAAAUAUUUUCUGCUAAAGCAUCAUCAAGUAAGAUGUGUUGUAUUUCCCAUUGUUUGAUGCAGAGCCACAAUGCUUUUUCUUCUCUUUUUAGUGCUUUGUGUCUGAGCAGCAAUUUAUUAGCUACUGCUAACAGUCUAGCGGUAAAUGGUGUUCAAGCUUUUUUGUACCAUAUUUACAAGCAAAAUUUACUGCACAGUGACAUCCCACGUCAAGUAUUUUUAGGGGUUUUCUUUUAGAAUGGAUUAUUGAAAUGAAUUUUAAAAGGCUUUUAAAAAUAAACAUUUCACAAUUUGUGAUGUCUAAGCAAAGGUUUUUUCUCUGUUGGGUUUUUUCCUAAUAUGAGGGAUUUCGUGCUGCUUGUACAUUUCUAGAAACUAUAAGAAGCUGGAUAUUUCCAUGCAGAUGUCAGUGGGAGCUCUGUUUUAAGAGAACCUGUUCUGUCAAGAGAAAUUUUAAUGAGAGGUUUUUCACUAUGAGGUGUACCAUCCUUCUCGGAACAGAUGUAGCCAGGAUAGUAUAAAUAGCUCGAUUAAGUCAGCAGUACAGAGUGUACUGUAUUUGUAAUAUUCCAGCUUUGCCCAAGAUGUGUGUUUUUAAAAACUAUGAAGUCCAUUCAAUACAAGUACAAAUGAAACAACAGUAUGUAUUUGUUUUCUUUCAAAGGGCAACCAAAAAGCUCCAGGAUGUCAUGCUACAGAUCUUGAUUGUAUUACCGCCUUUUUCUUAUACUGUAUAAACUGCUCCUAUAUUUGUAAAUGUUUUAAAUACCCACUCUACAGACCAGUUAAGCUGGAUGACUAUUUAAGGUUAUUUAAACUUACAAGUAAAUGCUGUUGAGGUCAUUAGGGCUUAAUUUUCUUUAAGUUGCAAUCCUGCAAAUAGGGCUCCUUCAGUGCCAUUGAUAUCAACGAUUUAAGCUGUCUAACUAUAUAGGGAAAGCUGCAGUCCUUAGUCCCACUGAACCCAAAUGUUCAGGUAUGUCAGCUGGACUGCUUUAUGGAGUUUACCUACACCAGGCAUGGCCAAACCUGGCCCUCCAGAUGUUUUGUGACUACAAUUCCCAUCAUCCCUGACCACUGGUCCUGUUAGCUAGGGAUGAUGGGAGUUGUAGUCCCAAAACAGCUGGAGGGCCAAGUUUGGCUAUGCCUGAUCCUACACUGAUGAAUUACUACCCAAUUGUCAUGUAUUAAAUACAGAAUGUAAACAAGGCACAAGAUGCUAUUUGCUUAUAAAACCAGUCCACCUUAUGACAUGCAGCCCUUGGAAAAUACUUCACUGUGGCAAGAUGUGAUAUCGUACAUUGCAGCAAGAGAGGAAUGGCAGGAGGGGAGAAUGCUCUUGUGCUCAAGUCCUGCUUCUGGGUAUCCCACAGGCAUCUGGUUGGCCACUGUGGAAACAGGAUGCUAGAGGGGCCACUGGCCUGAUCCAACAGGCUCAUCUUACGUGUUAGCCAGUGCUCCACUCAUCCUGUCUCACGUCUGUUCAUUCAGCUGGUGUACAGGGCUUGCUAUUGAAAGAAGGCAAGGCUAUGUGGUUUGCUGUAGCCUUACUCACUUUAGAUAGCCCAGGAAUGGACCAGAACAACAGCUGAGCUACUCUAGGGCAUUCUUUAUCUAAAUAUCCACCACAGGGAUAGGGAAUCUGUGGCCCUCCAACUGUUGUUGGAUGACAGCUUCCAUCAUUCCUCAUCAUUGGCCAAGCUGGCUGAUAGGAAGAUCACCUCCCCAUGCCUGACUUGUUACUAGCUUGCCUGCACAUGGCAAAACUUUCUGGUGGUCCUUCCUCUUGUAGUUGUACAUGGAUACCGCUUUUGAUUGGAAUUUAGUAAUCGAAUAAUUCUUCUGAACCUAGCAGUGCUCCUUUGCAUCCCACCUAAUUUUCUUUAAUGAUAAUGAGAAAACACAUAGAGGUGUGGUUUCUAGUGUUAUAUCUAAGAUGCCGCAUAAAGCAAAUGGCAGGCUUGGUGAACUUAAGUAGACUGAAAUAUUACACAAGUUUAGUUGGUGUGUAAAUGAGCAGUAUUGAACAGAAGUGCUCCUGGCUCAUGGAGAGUGGGGACUAGGGAGUUCCAGGAAUUGCCCAUGCUUGCAUCUUAAUUUAAUUACUACUUAUUGCUAUGAACACACCUUUUUAGCACAAGUUUAUUAUUUGCAGUACUUUUUUAUGACAGCUUUUUAAAAAAAAUGUGCACAGUUUUGUCCAUAUUUAAAUAGACAUAUUUUUAUAUCAAAUGUAAUAAAUUCAAAAGGAAUGAUGGUAUGAAUUGGUUGCAGCUCGUAGAAAUAGGGCACAUGUUCAAAGAUGUAAAAUUUAAAAUAUCUGCACCCCAAUUUUCUAGUUUACAAGUAAAAUAUUUGAAAUGUUAGCAGCAAAGUCCUUGCAUGUGAGUGGAACAUUCCAGCCCUUGCCUUUUCAUUUCAGAUCCUUUCCUUGCUUGUUUCAUUUGCAUUGAUAAAAAGGUUAUGAAGGGAGUUCAUGAUUGUUACAAAACAAAUGCUCAGACUAUAUAUUAUCUUUUCAGAUUUUUUUGGUUUGUUUGUGUUUAAACAGUAGAGCAGGAAACUCAGCAGUCACAGAAAUAACCAUAUAAAAUGCCACGUAUGCAUAGAAAUCCAACCUAGCCUAUUUAUUUUUAUUGCUCCUGUGGGUGAAAUGGGGUCUGCUUGAGAUAGCCAAUGUUAUAUGUUUUGUUCAAUUGCUAUGGGCAAAUGUGCAUAGAGACUUUCAUACUUUAUAAUAUAAAUUCUACAAAAAGGCA